UUCAUCACCCUGAGGGAGCGGAUUGUCAGCUACUGCAGUGAAUCGAGUCUAUAUUCAGUUCAGGGGUGAUUUCUUUUUUUCUACUUCUGAAAACUGAGACGACAACCGCCAGGAUGAGCUACAGGGAUUAUAAUUUAGAUUUAUACAGUAUCCAGUACCACGGAACUUCAGUGUUUUCAUCGUGGUAUGUGAUCUUUGGAAUUGUAUUGGCUGUGGUUGUCUUGCUCCUCCUCAUCAUCUGCUGCUGCUGCUGUCCCUGCUGCUGCCUCUACCACAUGUGCCACAAGCCGCGACCUGUGGUUGGCACCACCACCCACACCACAGUGGUGACCUCCACCCCUCAGCAGUACCCCCAGCAGUACCCGGGGGGCCAGUUCCAGCCCAUCCCGAUGCAGCCCGGCUACCCAGCCCAGCCUUCAGCCUACCACGGCCAGCCGUACGGAGCAGGACCUCCACCAACGUACCAGGAAGCCAUCGGUCCUAUGUACCCCUCCCAGCCGGCGCCUUACAGCCAGGCGGCGUUUGGCCCCGGGCAGCCUCCCUACCCCUUACAGCCCGCCGCCAAGCCGCAGGCCAGCGCUCCCCCCGCCGAAACGGACUUCCUGGUUCAGCCUGCCUACAACCCGGACUACGUAGCUCUGCCUCACCAGACCGGAUAGAGGACGGAGGAGCUGCUCUCCGCUUCAGACGUGUUGCCGCAUUUUUCAACUUGGCAAAACUGGAAAUCUGCUUUUGGACUCAAGAUGAGAAAUUCCAGAUUGUCUCGAUCAAUAUUUUUCUUUUUUGCUUUUGUGGUAAAAAAUAAUGUUACUGCAGCAGCAGCACACCUGAAGCCGAGUGGAAACAUGUCGACACCUUCCAGCCUGUAUUGCAUGGACAGAUCAUUUCCACAGACCAGCUGAUGUGGUCUUCUUUCUGUCAUCUGGAGCGUCUUAGUGACUUUAUUUCAGUCAUGAAAAGUGCUCUGUCAUUUCUCAGCCUUCUAAACGCGCCAUGAAGCCAACUUGUAUGCCUUUAAUAUCCUCCUCUCAACCUUCCAGACCUCUUUAUUCACGUAAAGUGACUGAAACUGGCCUCAGUGGUCCAGCCGCCCUUCCAGUCCACCAAGUGCUUCUUUUUAUUUGCUGAUGUUUGAUUGUUUUUUUCCCCUCUAUGCCACUUUGUAAAACAUUGAAGUGUUUUAAGGAGGAUUUGUUUGUUUGUUUAACAUUUAGCCAGGAAAGUCCCGUUGAGAUUAAAAACCUCUCUUUCCUGGGGGUUACAGAGUUAUAAAUUACAAUUACAAGAGGAUUCAUGCUGGAAAAGAA
This is a messenger RNA of Salarias fasciatus (jewelled blenny), 1307 nucleotides long. RefSeq names its product protein shisa-5-like. The transcript has 5 exons. The coding region runs from base 114 to 659 and encodes 181 amino acids. Lineage: Eukaryota; Metazoa; Chordata; Actinopteri; Blenniiformes; Blenniidae. The record is from RefSeq and is a predicted model, not a curated record.